CGACAAGACGUGGCCGCCCGAAGCAAAUCUUAGCCAAUCUUGGCCAUUUGCAAAGAUUCCGCACCACAAUUUCAGCGAAAUACAUCGCGCAAUAUGGGUCUUUGCAAAUGUCCCAAGAGGCAGAUUACGACCCAGUUUUGCUUCGAACAUCGGGUGAACGUCUGCGAAAACUGCAUGGUGGUGAAUCAUACGACGUGCACGGUGCAAUCGUACAUUCAAUGGUUGAAGGACAGCGACUUUGAUUCCAAUUGUACCCUGUGCGGAAGCCUCCGUACUAGUGACGAUUGCGUUCGACUUAUAUGCUAUCAUGUGUUUCAUUGGAAAUGUCUCAACGCUCGACAACAACUUUUACCAGUGAAUACAGCUCCCGGUGGACACACUUGCCCAAUUUGCAGCGAAUCUAUUUUUCCACCCGCGAACCUAGUGUCACCGGUGGCUGACGUGUUGAGAGUGCGGCUUGGGCAGGCAAACUGGGGUCGAAACGAGCUAGGACUGCCUUUGCUACACAGUGAGCGAAUCAUUGGCCCCAGCUCCAGUGAAAUGUCAUCGAACUCAGGCACAGCUUUGGCAUCCAACGGAGCUACCUUGUACGGAAAUUCAUCCCAGAACAGAACAUUGCAUACCACUAGUUCAUCUCUAGUUAACAAGGAACGCCCAGAAACUCCACAUUUAAUAGUAAACCUCGAUCCUUGCGCGAACGUCGCAAACAGUCGCCGGACGACUUUGCUAUCACGAGAAGCACCGAUCGGCGGUUCGGAUCGCGAUGACAAUAAGUACAAGCGUCGAACACCACAGGAAAUCUUCUCGCGGUGGUCGCGCCGGUUGUACGCACCGUCCGUGAAACCGAUGUGGCGUAAGACAUGGUUCCUCGUCGUAACCGGACUACUAGGCUUUGUGUGUAUCGUCUAUGUUAUGGACACGUUGGCUCGAAGCGAUGCCGGCGAAGGGUUUGGCGGUUUCAUCCCGAAUCGUAAUCUACCGCAUGCCGAAGAGUGAUAGUAAUGCUGUGUGUUUUUCGGAAAACAUUCGAUCAUGUGCAAUUUAUGUUACAGUUUUAUUGUUUUAUGUGGUUCUUUUAAAAUGAA
Messenger RNA from Anopheles cruzii, 1085 nucleotides. Its product is annotated as zinc finger protein-like 1 homolog. The record is from RefSeq and is a predicted model, not a curated record. Gene Ontology annotation, cellular component: Golgi apparatus. The coding region runs from base 94 to 996 and encodes 300 amino acids. The transcript has 5 exons. Lineage: Eukaryota; Metazoa; Arthropoda; Insecta; Diptera; Culicidae.